AUGUGGAAGAAAUUAUCUCCUCCAUCAUCAAUAUUGUUGUUGGUGGUAUUAGUGUUGGCUGUCAUUAUAAAUAUUUUUACUUUGUUUGUUGAUGGUUCUCUACAACUCAUAUUUCUUGUCAAUGACAGAGAAGUUCCAUCAAUUAGAUAUCUACUUCAAAACUAUGGUCUUGAUUGGCAAUUAAACGAUUUAGUAUUAAAUGCAACCAUCCCAGAUGGUGAUUUUAUUAAAACUACACCUGAUGGAUAUUUGAAAGAGUUACACUUAUCCUACAUCACACCACAAUUUGUUAAAGUGCCAUUUUUAGAUAAUGGACCACCCGACCCAAAUUUUAAGUGGUUUGAUCUACCAUUCCUAGAAAGCUUGUAUGUUAGUGUAGUUCCUCGAGAUGGGUCAUACAACAUUUUAGAAAUGACAAGAGGACUACCUAGUCUAAAACUUUUGGAUAUUGGUGGCCACUAUAUAAAUUAUAUUCCAAACGGGUUCCCAUUUACCAAAACACUAGAAAUCUUGGAGAUGCAAACAUCCUAUUCAUGGCUACAUCCAAAGAAUUUAAAUUCUAUUUAUUAUCCUUCUUUAUAUAAAUGGUCAUUUUCUCAUUUUGCCAAAGAACCUUUACCAGAUGGAGUGGCAGAGGAUAUUGUAGGAUCAUUAUUCAUGCCUUCCAACGUUGAGGAAUUACAAAGAUUGCCAGAUUCAUUGUGGGUUACCCCAGUUUGGGAAGAGACUGUAUUUAAUUCCUAUAUUUCUGAAUGUUUUAAAUGUUAUAAUCGACAAUUUUCAAACCUCCUCUUUCCAUUAUACCGAACCUAUCCAAUGGAUUGUGAUGUAACCGUUUCAUCAUUAAGAUAUCAUGGUGAAAGUGUAAGGAUUGAAGGUAAUAACCUUUUAAAUGCAGUUGCUGAAAGGGAUGUCUUUUCCAAUAUACCAUUACCAUUUAUUACACCUGGAGGACAACUGACACCAGUUGUUCCCAACAAGGUUUUAGAGUAUGAUAGAACCCAUCCAUCUCUUAUUGAAGAGGAUGUGGUCAUUGGAAACAACACUGUAACCAAUUUUAUAGCAACUGUUAAAAUAUCAUUUACCACUAUCAAUAUUGAUGGAGGUAUGGUAUCUUCUCAACUGCCGUACGGUCUAUACAUACGUGUACCAUUAAACUACAAUCACUUGAUAGACCAUAAAAUAGUUAUCAAUGGCUUGCCAUGUUUAAAACAAACCAUCUUGUAUCAAUCCGAUAGUAUUUUACAAUGUUUUGUUCCAAUCCUCAUCUCUCAACCUCAAUUAUACCUAACAUUUCAAAUAUCGAAUAUUAAAAAUACUGCUGUAACCUAUUUUAAUUUAAUUAGAUCAUACCCAAAUAUUAAUAAUACAAUUGAAAUUAAUAUGGAUGAUAUAUUGGAUGCUAAUUAUAAUAAUUCAACUAUUGCAUUAAAGGGAAUAUUUAGUCAUGAUCAAGAUGAAUUACCAAUAGAACCGAUUGUAUUAAUUAAUGAUCAAGAAUGUUUGGUACAAUCAAUUAAUUUUACGAGCUUGUCAUGUACUAUUAAUUUAAAGAAUAUUCUUUUAACCAACAACAACAACAACAACAACAAUAAUAAUCUAAAACAAUUAGAUUUAUUUGUUGAAAUUGAAGGACAUUCAUUUUCAUCAUCCAACAUUAUUUCUAUCAUUCUUCCAAGUAAUAGUAAUAGUAAUAGUAAUGAUAGUAGUAAUAGUAGCAGUAAUAAUUAUUCAUCGAGUGAAGAAGAACAAGAAAAAGAAAAAGACAAUACCAAACAAAUGGUUUUAUAUAUAAUGGUAUCAAUUGUUGGUGCUGUUGUUUUGGUAUCAGCAAUAGUAAUUGCAGUUCGUAAAAUACAAUCAAAUCAAGUAAAAAAGAUUAACAAUAACAACAUAAAUAGCAAUGAAGAGAUUAAAAUGUCAAACUUUGAAAUUGAUUUAAAAUCUAAAUUAAAUUAA
Molecule: messenger RNA, 1959 nt
Organism: Cavenderia fasciculata
Lineage: Eukaryota; Evosea; Eumycetozoa; Acytosteliales; Cavenderiaceae
Exons: 7
Coding region: 1-1959 (652 amino acids)
Source: RefSeq, a predicted model, not a curated record